CAAAAAGCUGCACAGGCAGUGCGAAAGGGGUGUCAAACUGUGGGCUUUAGGACCCAGCACCUUUUUUUGGAGCCCUCCCGCCCUCCCUUUCUCUCUCCCAUCGCACACCCACAGCACCACACGCCGAUGAUGCGCUCAGUCCGCUUCCAACCUCUGCAUUUACUUUGGAGACGUGAAGAGUGAACAAGUGCCACUGGCGCGCUAGCCGCCUCGUAUCGUUUUUGCGGGGGUAGCGGACUCGGGGAACAUGUCACAAACCAGGAGGAGCACGUUCAGCCGGACGGCCAGCAGCCCCAGGAUGAGCUCGGACGGAGACGGCGGCGGCGGCGGUGGGCGGCCCCCCAAGGUGGGCUCCCUGGUGGAGGUGAUCGGCAAGGGCCAGCGCGGCACGGUGGCCUACAUCGGCACCACCCUCUUCGCCUCGGGCAAGUGGGUGGGCGUCAUCCUGGGCGAGGCCAAGGGCAAGAACGACGGCACCGUGCAGGGCAAGCGCUACUUCACCUGCGACGACGGCCACGGCAUUUUUGUCAGACAGUCGCAGAUCCAACUGGUGGACGACGGCGCCGACACCACGUCCCCAGAGACGCCCGAGCCCAGCGCCACCAAGGUGCCCAAGCGAGACAUCCAGGACACAUCAAAGUCCACCAAACUGCGAGGAGUCAAGGCCAAAAAGGUGCGGCAUGUUUCCCUCGCCUCACGGCACCAUACGCCGGCUCCUCGAAAGACCGCGGCCAGAAGGCCCAAGCAGCCGAGCCGUCCCGUAGGCUCCGGCGGGAAGGGGCCGCCGUCCGGCUCGGCCUCGGGCUCGGCUUCGGCCUCGGCCGGCGAGAUGAGCAGCAGCGAGGCCGGCACGCCCGCCCAGACGCCACUGGCCGCCCCGGUCAUCCCAAGCCUGCACUCUCCCGGGAACCCGACGCUCCCCAAUUGCAAAAAAGAGGAGGAGGCUCUGCGCGCUCAGGUGAAGGACCUGGAGGAGAAGCUGGAGACGCUGAAGGUGAAGCGCACCGAGGACAAGUCCAAGCUGAAGGAGCUGGAGAAGCACAAAAUCCAGCUGGAGCAGCUGCAGGAGUGGAGGACCAAGAUGCAGGAGCAGCAGGCCGAGCUGCAGAAGCAACUCAAGGAGGCCAAACGGGAGGCCAAGGAAGCCCUGGAGGCCAAGGAGCACUACAUGGAGGAGAUGUCGGACACGGCCGACGCUAUCGAGAUGGCCACGCUGGACAAGGAGAUGGCCGAGGAGCGCGCCGAGUCCCUGCAGCUGGAGGUGGACUCCCUGAAGGAGAAGGUGGAGGAGCUCACCAUGGACCUGGAGAUCCUCAAGCACGAGAUCGAAGAGAAAGGUUCUGACGGCGCUGCGUCCAGUUAUCACGUCAAACAGCUGGAGGAGCAAAACAGCAGAUUGAAGGAAGCUCUGGUCAGGAUGCGAGACCUGUCGGGGUCGGAGAAGCAGGAGCACGUGAAGCUGCAGAAGCAAAUGGAGAAGAAGAACGUGGAGCUGGACGCGUUGAGGGGCCACAAGGAGAAGCUGCAAGAAGAAAUGUCGGCGGCCGAGAAGACCGUCGACGAGCUGAAAGAGCAGGUGGAUGCAGCUUUGGGGGCCGAGGAGAUGGUGGAGACCCUGACGGAAAGGAACUUGGAUCUGGAGGAGAAAGUCCGGGAGCUGAGGGAGACCGUCACCGACCUGGAGGCCAUCAACGAAAUGAACGACGAGCUCCAGGAGAACGCCCGCGAGACGGAGCUGGAGCUGAGGGAGAUGCUGGACCUGAGCGGCACGCGAGUGCGAGAGGCCGACAAGCGGGUGGAGGCCGCGCAGGAGACGGUGGCCGACUACCAGCAGACCAUCAACAAGUACCGCCAGCUCACCGCUCACCUGCAGGAAGUCAACCGAGAGCUGACCAGCCAGCAGGAAGCCUCCGCCGAGCUCCAGCAGCAGCCGCCCGCCGAGAUGUUCGACUUCAAGAUCAAGUUUGCCGAGACCAAGGCCCACGCUAAGGCCAUGGAGAUGGAGCUGCGCAAGAUGGAGGUGACGCAGGCCAACAGGCACGUUUCCCUGCUCACUUCGUUCAUGCCCGAGUCCUUCCUGCGCCGCGGCGGCGACCACGACUGCAUCCUGGUGCUGCUGCUCAUCCCCAGACUCGUCUGCAAGGUCCGCCCCGCCCAAUAAAAAAAAAAAAUUCAAAUCAAUUCUUUGUGUGUGUCGAGGCGGCGCGCUUUCACCCACCUGGGCUGGAAAAUCCGUUUCCUUCACUUGAAUGCGACGGCCACGCCGUUUGUCUUGUGAGGAUUGAUUCAAACGUCAUCUGUGAUUCCAAACGAUGCGCGCGUGUGCUUCAGAGCGCUGUGCGAGUGCGGCGUGGAGGCGUACAAGAAGAUGGGCUCUCUGUACCCGGAGAUGAGCGUCCACGAGCGCUCGCUGGACUUCCUCAUCCAGUUGCUGCACAAGGACCAGCUGGACGAGACGGUCAACGUGGAGGCGCUCACCAAGGCCAUCAAGUACUACCAGCAACUGUACAGCAUCCACCUGUCAGAGCAGGACGAGGACUGCACCAUGCAGCUGGCCGACCACAUCCGAUUCACGCAGAGCGCGCUGGACUGCAUGUGGGUGGAGGCGGGCCGCCUGCGGGCCUUCCUGCACGCCGGCCAGGAGAAGGCCCAGCUGGCCGUGCUGCUCAAGGACCUGGAGACGUCCUGCGGGGACGUGCGGCAGUUCUGCAAGAAGAUCCGCCGCCGCAUGCCCGGCACCGACGCGCCCGGCAUCCCCUCGGCGCUCGCCUUCGGCCCGCAGGUGUCGGAGACGCUGCGCGAGUGCCGCAAGCAGCUGACGUGGGCGGUGGCGCUGCUGCAGGAGGUGGCGGCGGCCGGCGCGCAGAUGAUGUCGCCGCUGGCCGAGCAGGAGGGGCUGGCGGCCGCCAAGCUGGAGGACGUGGCCUUCAAGGCCGCCGAGCAGAUUUACGGGCAUCCGGGCGCGAACCCGUACGAGUGUCUGCGGCAGUCGUGCUGCGUCGUCAUCGCGACCAUGAACAAGAUGGCCACCGCCAUGCAGGAGGGAGAGUACGACGCCGAGCGGCCUCGCCCGAAGGUCGCGCCUCCCGCCGAGCUGCGGGCGGCAGCGCUCCGCGCGGAAAUGACGGACGCGGAAGGUUUGGGGAUGAAGCUGGAAGACAGGGAGACGGUCAUCAAGGAGCUCAAGAAAUCGCUCAAGAUUAAGGGCGAAGAAUUGAGCGAGGCCAACGUGCGGCUGAGCCUGUUGGAGAAGAAGCUGGACAGUUCGUCCAAAGACGCCGACGAGCGCGUGGAGAAGAUCCAAACCCUGCUUGACGAAGCCCACAACCUCCUCAAGAAGAAAGAGAAGGACUUCGAGGAGACGAUGGACGCCCUGCAGGCCGACAUCGACCAGCUGGAGGCCGAGAAGGCCGAGCUCAAGCAGCGCCUCGGUGGACAGGCUAAGACGGCCGGCGACAGCCCGCGGGGGAGCGGCCCGCUUGGGCUCCCGGAGGAGCAAAAAGCGAGCCUGUCGUGCGCGUCGGGCGCCGGCAUCCAGGUGGUGGACUCGCCGCUGUUGACGCGUCAGCUGGAAGCUCAGCGACUUUGCAUCAAGCAGCUGAAGAACCAAAACAACUGGCUGAAGGCGGAGAAGAUGCGCAGCCAGCUGGCGGCGCUGCCCCCGUUGCGCGUCACCAAGCUGCCGUCCGGGGACAGGCCCGCCCCGCUCUCCGGCGCCCUCUACAGGAAGACGGACCAACUACUGGAGACCCUGCUGCAGAUGAGCGCCAACGUCAAAGUGGUCGACAUCACUGGCAAAUGUCCCGUGACACCGAGCGCUCAGCUUCUGGAGCAGACGGCGCGUUUGCAGUCGCUGCGAGAUACGCUCGACAGGCUCAAGGGCGAGGUGGCCGAACACGUGGUCAAGCAGCAGCCGGGCGCCCGGGUGCCGUCCGAUUUUGCCACCUUCCCCGCCGCCUCCUUCGUCAAGGCCAAGGAGGAGAACGGGGCCUCCUGCGUGCUGGUGGGCCGUGUGAUGGUCCCGUGUCCUCGGGGUCAGGAGCAGGUCCACCGCGUGCUCCUGACGCAAAGUCAACUCCGCCAUGUCCACGGCCUCCUCUUGCGCAACUGAGCCUCCUCUUCGGCUUUCUCAUCCUCAUCCUCACCCGGAAAAGACCCGACGGCUUCGCGGCACGUGUUCCACUUGGCUACUUGUGCGUGUUUGUUAAACCACACUACAAAUGUGGAUUUUUUUUUAAAAUUUAUUUUGUUUUUUAUGUUGAAGCUAAGUUUGCACAUCAAAGCAACAAUACAUCAAGUUUACUGUUCUAACAGCCUUUCUGUGAGUCUUCCGGUGUUACUGAUGACACUCAAUGCUCAGCGGCCACUGAGCUCUGAGGGUCGUCGACACGUAACACCGGAGCAGUCACAGAAAGGUAUCCAAGCGGACGUCCUCAUGCAUUUUGCACUUUGUAAGAAAAAAAAUGGAAUUUAUUGAAUUGAAAGGCAGCACGGUAAGCAAGUUUGCGGUUCUAAUGUCGGCUCUGGCCUUCCUGCGUGGCUGCUCUAAAAUUAUUUUUUUGUUGUUUUUAAAUGUGAUGCUUUUAAUGUUGCGGUUUUUCUGUGUGUGUCGUGUGCGAGACGCUGAUCAAUAAAGUGUAGCUUGUCAACCCUCAGCCUUUCCUCAAAGUGUAUUAUUUUAUUAUAAAUGCU
Messenger RNA from Hippocampus comes (tiger tail seahorse), 4692 nucleotides. Its product is annotated as dynactin subunit 1-like. The transcript has 32 exons. The record is from RefSeq and is a predicted model, not a curated record. Lineage: Eukaryota; Metazoa; Chordata; Actinopteri; Syngnathiformes; Syngnathidae.